AUAUAAAUAUAUAUAUACACACACCUUUUAGUAGGGGUUUACCCAUAUACCGGCGUCUCGAUGUGAACACGAUUUUGUGCCUGGGUGUAGGGCACAAAAGUCCCCGUGGUGUCAAGAUUUUUUGUUCCCUGUGAAAACCUGAACCCAUUACUGUGGAUGCGGCCGAGGACCCCAUAUAUUCCCAAUGCUGUAUGUUUAACACGAAACGAACGUCACUUGUGAAGCGUUUGUGGAGACACCGACUAUCGCCGCAACAUGAAACCCAGGGUGCGACUGAAAGUCCCGAAGAGUUAGAAAUCAAAUCCACGGCACAGUCCAUGUUGAAACGCCUCAAAGAAAAACAACUAGAAGUAUUGCUACAGAGCGUGGAGAGCAAAGGCGGUGAAACGACCAAGUGUGUGAUGCUGCCGAAAGGUGAAAAAAGAUUCGGCAGGCGGUGUGUUUCGCCGCAAAUGUUGUGCUGUCAGUUAUGGAGGUGGCCGAAUCUUUCUGACCACACGGAGUUAAAACGUCUACCUUGCUGUCAGGCGACGGAUAACCCCGUGGAAGUGUGUGUCAAUCCGUUUCAUUGGAGUAUAUUACGAAUACCAGAUCCUCCAUCACCAACCAUAUCACGACCUGUACUGGAACGGGUAGCUAAAAAUACAGUCACAGGUUGUCAGAUUAUGGAAGAACCUUCACCUGUUUUAGAAACGGAAACAGGACUAACACCUCCUCCCUACCAACAGUAUGUUACAGAUGGUUCCACGGGUCUCCCUCAGCCUCACUGGUGUCACAUCGCAUACUGGGAACAACGACAACGCGUUGGCCGGCUCUUCCCAGUGUGCAGCUCCAGUAUCAGUGUAUUUCAGCAACUACCUCACGGGGACGGCAUGUGUCUCGAGAUCCUCCAGGACUCUCAGGCCGAUGACUCUGUCCGCAAAACGCGGGAGAAAAUAGGGUUCGGAGUAACAUUAAGCCGAGAGUCUGACGGGGUUUGGCUCUACAAUCAGUCACAAAACCCUGUCUUUGUGAACUCGCCCACCAUUGGCCAUCCAAAUACGUUAUCGGUGUACGUGUGCAAAGUUCCACCAGGGCAUUCCUUAAAAAUAUUUGAUUACGAUUGCUCUGAGUUUUAUGAACAGAUACGAGACCCUCAGUUCACUCAUGGCCCAGUGAAUGCUAAGUCAGUUCGAUUCAGUUUUGCCAAAGGCUGGGGUCCGUGCUACACAAGACAGUUUGUCGAAUCCUGUCCGUGCUGGGUUGAAGUGUUACUAAACACGAACAGGUGAUGAUGGUUUCUGAUUGGCUGGUGGAAAGUUGCUGUUUUGUAACCCUGCUUCCCAUUGGUCAGUCUUGGAAUGGCUACUUUCAACUAAGUUCUGGAAAGCUGCCGAGAAGAGCUGAUGGCCCGGAUAUCAGGAUCCGAGAUGAACCUUGACUAACCGGGUUCUGUUUUCACAUCAUGUAAGCAGCUCUGGCUGGUUUUUCAAGCCCUUAUCCAGGUCCUACAUGCUGAGUGUCACAUCGGAACUCUGGACAGAGAAUCAAGUGAAUCUUGUCCCAAGCUCUCAUUACGUCAUCAACACAGCUUUUGCUGUAUAUGUAGACAAGGACCCUCUUCCAGAAUGUCUUGUGAAAGAAGAUCUGCAGUGUUGUCCUGAUUUAAGCUGUUCCAAAAUAACCGGAUUGUCAUUGAGCACUGCCCGGUGGCAUGUCACUGUGAUGAAAUCAGAUUGGUCAAAUUGUCCCCUCAGUGCUGCAGUCCCAUUGGUUGUUUCUGCUCUAAGAUUGGCUUGAUUCACAUGUCUGCUAGAUGACGAUUGGUCUGCUAUGGGCAAGAAGUGCUACAAGACCCCCGAACUGGCUUUAGACAAAAAGUGCUUGGCUAGAUUCUGGAGGACUAGAAACUAGUGGACUGGAAUCUCUCAGUGUGAUUUGAUUGGAUGGAAAUGUUCUCCCAUGAUGAACUUCUUUUGUGAUAUUUGAGAAAUAUUUGCCCCUCUCCCUCUAUUGUAACACCUGUGCAAACAAAAAUGCAAAUAAGUGCCUUUAAGAAGUUUUCAUUGGAUGAUACACCUAUAUGCCAACCAACCACAGACAGGACAGAAGUGAGGCCAACCGUUCCACCAAUCAGGACAUUGCAUUGGAGAGAACUUUUGAUUACAACCAUGAAAUGUCUGCCAUUUUUCCAUCACUAAGCAUAUGCGCUGGAUUAAAUGUUGCAUUGGUCUAGGUCAUCAAUAGAAGUUUAUGAUUUUUUCCAGAAAUAUUUCCUCAUCUGACUACAUGUGCAGUGACCUCAAAUCUAUGGAACAAGCCAGUGUGCAUGUUAAUCAAUUUUUAAUAGGUGAUAUUCUGAAAAAUUCAAAUUUUUGGCUGAUGAGUUUGAGAGUGCAACAUUUUAUACCAGUGUUACCAAGGAAGUGGGUGAUGUUGCCAUGGGAAUGCGUAUUGUUAUAGUCUUGUCUGCAAAUAUGUGGACAGGGAAUUAUGGGUAGUGUGAGAGUGUCAAAAGUUACCGAGUAAAAGUGCAAAUGAGCGAUGAGUGCUGUUGUUGUUGUACACGAUGAUCAGCAAGUGAUAUGUUUCUGUGCUCCUUAUUUGUACAGCCGUCAUGUAAGAAAUGUACAUGUCACAGUGCCAUCUGGUGGGAGUUGCCAUGGUGACUGGUUUGUGUCAAAUCUGUGCCCCUCCAGAGGUCUGUGCAUUGUAUAAUGAACUUUCCAGUAAUGUGAUUUAUGUAAUUGUUGUUUCCAUGGUUACCUGAAUAGUUGCCUUCCGUCCGUUGUUAAUCUUCACUGCACAAAAGAAGACUAUUUGUAAAAAAGCACAAGCCUCUGAGUUUGAUCCUGUUUUCUUCACCUUGAAUAAAUAGCAUGUGUUUAAUGGUGAGACAGUAAUUGUGAAUUACAAGCAUGUGUCAACAUGUGUUUUGGAACAGAUAUCAGAAUUUAAGUUCCCGUUGCUUUUAUAGAAAGAUAAAAAUAAUUUGUUUGUCGAAAGUCUUAUUUGUUUCCUCACAAAAAUUUCUAAAUUUUUUUAAAAAAUUUAGCCUUGAGAGCUUGUUCUGAAAGUUCAAGCUCUUUGCUGUUUAAGGGAGAGCAUCACUUUUCCCCCCAAUACCAGGAGUAAAGAGUUACCUCCCUUGAAGGUCAGACUCGCAUUACUGGAAAGUUUAUUACGACAUUAUUUUAUAUAAAUGUUUUACCAUAAUUUGUACAUAUGGUCUCACUGAAUUAUUGAUGUAAUUUAUCCUAGUGUGCACGAGCCUUUCGCCCCUGGAAUUCGUGAAUGGGAGCAGUCCAACUGUGCUUCAGGGCUGUCCCAUUUUGAGUGUACAGUAAAGGGGGCGAUAGGGAGAAAAAAUCAUAGUAGUAUGUACAUGAUUCAUGUAUGUAAAAUAGGAGAGAGUUUGAUGUAAGAUCCCUGUACAUCUGAAAUAGGCAGAGUCUGGAAAUUGUGAAAAUGGAGUUGUGAUGUCAUUGAAAGUGACUUAAAUCUUUAAAAUGUGACAAUUGAACACUUUCAACUCUAGAAGACUUUUGCACAUCCAGACUCUAAAGAUGUCUACCAGAUCCAGAAACAGAGUUUUAAUUAUGUUUUUUUUUUCCUCUUUUUUUUUUACAUAAGUUGAAUUGUUUUGCCUUGAAUAUUUUGUUAAGAUUUUUUGGUGUUCUUACUUAAUUUGAGUGUUCAGUUUUAAUUAUUGAAUUAUCUUAUUUUAUUUCCUUUUGUGAUUCAAGUUAGCAGCAUGGAAAAAUGAUACUAGCUUUACAGUUAAUCAUUAAGAUUCACUGUCAGCGUUUGUCGUGAGAUAAUUUACCAAGGUACAAGACUAUGCAAUAUAACCCAUGGGGACAGAUUGCAAAUAGCUAAGUGGUAAAUUAAAAUAAUU
Liolophura sinensis is the source of this 3877-nucleotide messenger RNA. RefSeq names its product mothers against decapentaplegic homolog 6-like. Gene Ontology annotation, molecular function: transcription regulator inhibitor activity; I-SMAD binding. Gene Ontology annotation, biological process: cell differentiation; regulation of transcription by RNA polymerase II; anatomical structure morphogenesis. The transcript has 4 exons. The record is from RefSeq and is a predicted model, not a curated record. NCBI's taxonomy places the organism in Eukaryota, Metazoa, Mollusca, Polyplacophora, Chitonida, Chitonidae. The coding region runs from base 192 to 1271 and encodes 359 amino acids. Gene Ontology annotation, cellular component: heteromeric SMAD protein complex.